UGUUUGUGUCCGGAAGUCACGAGUGUCAACAAAUAAAUUUACAUUUCACAUUUCCGUUGGAGAGAGAAUACACUUACAGUACACAAUGAUUCUUAACGAAGUCAUUGUGCUUUUAGUAGUACUAACUGUUGUUUCUGUCGAGGGAUACAUAUCAUGUGGGAAUUCAGCUGUACCAACACAGUGUUACGGAUCCGGAGCAUAUUGUUGUGGAUUAUACAAUGACGAGUGUUGCUGGGAGACAGUAUAUUCAUUCUGGUGGUUUUGGUUCAUAUGGUUUAUGGUAGUGGUGUUUAUCAUCUCGUGCUCCAUCUGUAUCUGUGUAAGACGACGUCGCCGUUACGCUGCUCAACCAAGAUAUGUCGUAGUUGAUGGAACUCAGGCAACAUACGGAACUAUGCCACAGGUUUAUGGUUAUCCACCGUCAACAACUGCAUACCAACACUCAGUGGUACAAAACAUGCCACCGUCAGCGCCGGCUUAUCAGGAAAAGCCACCAGAAUAUAGUGCUGUAGUGGGAAAUUGAGAUGCGUGAAUGGAUUUGAUUUUAACGUUGGUGCAUAUCAACAUGUAUUUAUCGUAUCGUCUUCAAGAAGUGAUGUUUGAAAAACUGACUUUAUUUAAUGAAAAAAAUGUGUUGUUUGUAUUUUUAUACUUUUUUUAAAUAUGAUGUAAUUUUAAGGUUUUAACCCCUUUGUGCUAGUGGUGAUGUGCUAGUGGUGACCAAAUGGUUUAUGUUUCUGUUUUUAGCAAGGCCAGCUUGCACAUUUUUACAAUCAAACAUUCAAUGCUUUGCUUUAGUUAUGUUACCUUGAAAGCCUGUAUCAUUUGUUCAUUCCAUGCUUACCUUAAGAAAUGUAACCCUGAAUGACCUUACAUAAAUAAUGGACUACCCACACAUAAUGCAAGAGGACUAGUACAUUUUACAAAUAUGGGGUGAUAAAACAUUUUUGUGUUAUUAUCACAUGGCAAUCAUGUAAAAUAUCAAUGUCUGAUUGGUCAGUUUUAGAACAUGUUGAGUAUUGGGUGAUAUGUCUAUUUUAAGAAUUGUUUCCAAGUUUUGCUUUCAAAAUUGUAAUAAUAUGGGUUGGAAUGAUAGUGUUUAAUUAGUAAUUUAUUAGUAAUUGGUACAUGUAUUUUGAACUAUUGAAAAUUGAUAUUUGUACCAUAUCAACAUUGACCGAGUUAUUUUAAUUUAACUGAUUAAAUGACUUUGCAACAUUGCUGUUGACAUUGGGUAAUUGGGGAAAAUUUCUUCUUCACUGUAUUUUUGUGCUAUUUAAUACAACUAAAUUAAUUAAUUUGAAUAUAUUUAUACAUAUUUUUUCGUAAUGUUUAAUUUUAAUUGCUUUUUUAGCUAAACUUAUUGUGAAAAUGAAAUCAAAAUUUAAUGUAAUAAUAAUUUGUGUAAGUGUUUCUAAGAUAACAUAUUUGCUAUAGUACGAAAACCUUCAUUAAAAUAUUGUUACUUAAAUAAAAUAGCAAACAUUUUUGUAAAUGAAAGAAUUUCUGUUUUAUGUUUAUAAAGUAAUGUGCAAUAUAUUUGUUAUAUGAAAUGUUUUAGCUUAGAAAUGAAUUUGUAUACAAGAAAAUGAUAUUAAAUUGUUGGUCUCCAUAUUAACUUAAGUUUUCUAUAGUUUUCUAUGGCUCUAAUGUUAGAAAUCUUGACUUUAGAGCACUAACGGGUUAACUCCCAGUAGAUAAUAUAAAGAGUUAACAUGUUAUUGCGCUGAGGUGAAGAUAUAAUGAUUGAUAAGAAAAAAACAUUACAGGAAAACCAGGUUUUGUGACAAAAUUUUAAAAAUUGUAAUUUUGUUACAUGGUGUUUUAUUACUACUAGUCAAGUCUGAAAGGCACAUUAUGCCUCAGAAGCAAUUAAACAAUUUUGUUCUUAAUUAAAAGCAAACAUAAAGUUAUAUUUUAACUCCUCACUAUUUUUGUUAUGUUAAUUUCCCAUAGGCCAAUGGGAGUUAUUCAUACUGUUAAUUAAAGUGUACAAUGUGAAUACAAAUUGUGUACCGUAAGAGUACAGGUAACAGUACUUUUUCACAGUUAAAAAUUUGAGAAGAGAAACUUACAGAAACAGUGUCCCAAUAAAAUCUGUGUUCGGGAUAAUAAAAAGGUUGGUGAGUUACAGCAAAAAUAUCCCUAGUAAAAAUACUUUUACCCGAGGCGUUAGCUGAGGAUAACAGUAUUUUUACAAGGGAUGAUAUUUUUUCUUGGGAUAAUAUAUUUACUGUUACUCACAAACCUGUAUGCUACUUAUAUAAAGUUUAAAAAAUUGGUUUUAGAUUAUAUAUUGAGUUGAAAAUAUGAGACUAUAGUUGUUCAUUCUAUAGUAAAGGUAUGAUUGUUAUUAUAAGAACAUUUUGAAACAAUUGUUAGAGCGAUAUGCAAACAUCUAUGUGUUAAGUAAGUGUAAGUUAAAUUAUGCAUGUAACAACUGGUUAAAGUCAUUGAAAAAACAGUAUGUAAAAACUAAAAACGUAUUUCAAAUAGUCGCGAAACAUCCUAAAUGUAUAAAAUUUAUAUUUGCUACUAUGGGAGUGUGCUAAGGACAAGAUAACAAAUUGAAAAGGAUUUUUCAAGUAUCAUACCAGCAUUUAAAAUAUGGUUCCCAUAGCAACUAUGAAACAUUAUCUGACACAUAUUUAUUAAAUUCAUGAAGAUCAAAACAUUAUCUCAUUAAAUGACAAGUGAAUCAAUUUUAAAAAAAAUCUUCUUUUUUUUCCAGCUUGUUUUUUUAAAAAUACUUUAAUUGUCAUUUAUGUAAUUAGUUAAAGUCUGGUUUUCAUGCAGUGUUUUCCAGAGGAAUUUCUUAACUGUUUUGUAAUAAAAUGAAAUUUUAAUGAUUUUUAUGAUGGCUAUUUAUGGAACAUAUUUUUUUUCUUUAUUUGCGGCUUGCGAGCGAGCGAGUAUGCAUGUUUUUACUCGUAUAUACAUGUAUAUCUUGAUAAUUGUAAACAGUUAAAUCUUUCAUACAUAUUGUUGUUUUUUUUUCUUUAUUUAUUUUCUAAUGUGCCUUAUCUUCAAUGUUAUUUGUAAAGAUGUAAAUCAGCGUUGAAGCUGUACCACCUCGUGAUGAAUAAAAAAAAGAGUUUAGCAAAAAAAGAACAAUUUUUAUGGGUCAGAGAAAUUUAUAAAUACUCACAAUGACUGUAUAGGUUUAAAUGUUUUAUGUACAAAUAUGGCUGAAUUUAGUCUUUUCAUCACUGUAUUUUUACCCUGUUCCUUAUAAAAUAAGUACUAUCAUUGCAUAUUUGACAAAUUUUAUGUAAGUAAUGUGGCCUUAGAGUGCCUAAUGUUAACUUAGAUUACUUUAUAUGCAUGUAUAUCAAUUUAUUUGCUUGACAAUGUAUCUUUUAUAUGUUCAAUACACAAAAUUUUCAUAAAAUCCUUAUUCUGGAAGCUUGCUGAAUUAAACUGACUGUUUCUUGCUGGGUUAUUUCCGAGCUUAGCUUUAACAUUAAUCCUUGUCACACAUACAAUGUAACCAAAGGUGAUUAGCCUUUGCUUCCAGUGGUUUUACAGGUUUUUUGUAUUCCCUUAAACUGUUAAUAAAUUGUUCAAAAAAAAUAUACCUUUUGUGUCAAUUUAAAAACCAAUAGUCCAAAGAUUUACAUGUACUUUUAUAAGAAAAAAUGUAAUUAUAUGUAAGAAAGAAAGUCAUUGAGCAGGAAAUUUAGACAUAGAAAAAUUUUGCAUGCCGCAGCCGGGACUCAAUCCAUGGGUCUCUGGAUUGUUGGUCCAGUAUGCUAACCACAGCUGCUGUUGCAUUUUCUUCGUACUAAUUGACCUAUAUAUUUAAGUGAUUUUUUACUUUAUUGUGACAUCAUCACUUUUAUUACCAUAGUGGCAAGCUCAUUAAAGCUACCUUCACCGCAGAUGGCUAAAUCAGUCACAGUUUUUUUUCUUAUUCUAUAUAUCUAAGUAUAAUAUAUCUAACACUGUGACAGAUGAAAUAAUUAUUUUGAAAUACAUUGUCAUAGGAUAGGUAAAGGAGACCAUAAACAAUGAAUAUUUUAUCUAUAUUUUAUCAGAGUGUACAAGGUUAUAAUCAGAAUGAUUUUGUCUUGUUUAUAGAUAGUGUAUGUUUAUAGAUUUUUAAUUGUUGUGUGAAAUUUAUUGAGUAUUAUCUAAAUGUAUGUUUAUAUAAGUACAUAACUACAUGUACAGAUGUAAAUGAGAAACAUGCCUGUAUUAUAUAAAUAUAUUAAUGUGUUUUACUGAAAAACAGUAUUAUACAUGUACUUCUGUAUUAAAAAUCUGAACAUUUAUCCCUUUAACUGCAAACCAGUAUGGAACCAGGCCAGUAUGUACAUAUGUGCAGUCUGACCAGGCUCUAUACUGUUGGUAGUUCAGUAUUUCUAUUUUGAUAUCGAAAUCCCUUAAACUUUGAAUGGACUGUUCCAAAUCAAAAUCUGGGCAAAUCCAUUAUAAAACUACAGCAGGUUUAGGGAUAAAUGCCUCAAGUGCAUCAUUACCAUCUUCUUCCUGCCUUUGUAGGGUUUUUAAGCGAAGUACAUGUAAAGUGUCUGUUAUUAAAAAAUUAUUUCAAGGAAGUUAAUUUUGCUUUUAUUGCAAUAUAUACAUAUAUAUUCACUUAAAAUGCUUUUAGGAAGUACAUUUAUACACAACAUCUAACAGUUUUUCAGAUGUUCAAUUUUAAAUAUGAGAAAUUAUAUAUAUGUUGUUGUUUUUCCAGGAAAAUUUGAGUGAAUUGAUGUAAAAAAAAAAAAACUAGUAGAAUUUUAUCAAAAAUGAUUUUGUAUGAUCCUAUUAAAUUUAAUUUGUUAGCAAUUCUUGUUUUUUUCUGUUAGAGGAAAAAGUCGUUUAGAAAUUUAUGACCUUGUGGCAAUAGUGUCUGACAUGAUCUCUGUCAUUGCCAUUUUUCCUUGUACACAUGUAUAUGACUUUUUAGACACCUGGUACAAAGUGCCAGAGGGAGAUAUAUUGAGUCUACUUGCCCCCCCCCCCCCCACCCCUCUUUUGGCUGAGGGGUUGAGGCAUUAGAACUGCAGCCACCGUUUAACCCUGCAUGAUCAUUGGAGGUGACUAAAUGAGUUGAAAUUACUGGAGUCUUUGCAUCUCUGAGGUCCAGCAGUUUUGACUCCUGAUAUUGCUUCAAGUUUGUAACACCUGAGGUUUGCCAUAUUAAUCUUUUCUGUUUCAGCACCAUAUAAUCUAAAUUGUGUUGGUGUUGCUGUAAAAUCAAACAAAACAAAAACAUGCUCGCCUUCCAAUGUAUUUCUGGGAACUUUUUUUACCCAUAGUCUACGUGGCAACAGAUAUAUACUCAUGUGACCAUUGGAAUCUGACUUAAGCUCAAAUCUUCUUAAUGGUUUUUUUUUUACAAAAAGAGAAACUAAUCCACUUUCAAGAAUCUGGUAACAGCCGCAGAUUGCUUGAUUGAAAAGUAAUGAGAUGACUUUCUAUUGGUGACUGUCAGAUCCUGAAGCAUUAUGGCAACCAGUACAGAGCAAGGUCAGGUAUCAGAUUAUGGUAGGCACUUUCUGAUAUAUAGUCAUUGAAUUUUAGGGAAUUUUUUGUAAAAAUAGAUGUUUUGUCUGUUUUAAGAUCUUUUGCAUAGUUACCCUUUAAAACUAUAUGUUGACUUUAAGAAGAGUGUUCCUUGCAAUGCAUGCAACUCAAUCAGGUGAGCGAUUUCAGGGCCACCAUGGCCCUUUCGUUAUUAAAAAUGCAAUCACUUUUAUGUGGAGUUGUUGUUUUUUAGCUGAUUAUAUUUUUUAAUAAAUGAUUAUACAUUAUAGUAGAUUUUUCAGUGUUAUUUCUGGAAUAUAUGUUUUCCAAGGUAAAAAACCUGUUGAAUUCGACUUAAUUUUAAUAAAUGAUUGUAAUGGUU
Messenger RNA from Ruditapes philippinarum (Manila clam), 5860 nucleotides. Its product is annotated as WW domain binding protein 1-like. NCBI's taxonomy places the organism in Eukaryota, Metazoa, Mollusca, Bivalvia, Venerida, Veneridae. The record is from RefSeq and is a predicted model, not a curated record. The coding region runs from base 86 to 523 and encodes 145 amino acids. The transcript is spliced from 5 exons.